Molecule: messenger RNA, 4214 nt
Organism: Exaiptasia diaphana
Lineage: Eukaryota; Metazoa; Cnidaria; Anthozoa; Actiniaria; Aiptasiidae
Exons: 1
Coding region: 613-3414 (933 amino acids)
Molecular function (GO): protein binding
Source: RefSeq, a predicted model, not a curated record
UUGCACACUCGGUCUCACGGCCCUUAGCUCGGCCGUUCACUAGUGUUAAUAUUUUUACGUUCCAUGGCCGAUUUUUCUUUGAAGUUUUCACUGUUCAAYUGCUUCAAGGUUAACUACUAAUGCUGAAGAGCAGACGAACCCGUGCGGAACUGGAAAUUUUCAUACACAAUCGAUACGAAGACACAUCGCAUUUGAUUUCCAAAGAAUUUUGUAACCGUCAACAGCAAUCACAAAGACAGCAAUCUGCUUGGAGAGAAGACGUAGAUCAUUCUAGAAAUAAUAUACCUGGAGGCUCAGGAUUAGAAACGAAAAUAUCUUYCAAAGAACAAGGACCAGACGGUAAACUCAAUCGGAGUGCUCAACUUAGCUCUGAGGAAAUUGACGUUGUAAACUCCAAUAAAUAUACAGGAUCCUCAGGGAAUUAUGCAAAAUCUAUAGUUUGUUCUAUUCUAUAACCUGAGACGACGGAAAAGAAACACAAUUUUCGUAAAAGUGUGGAUUCAUCCAUAGUCUUUUAUACKUAAGAGACCGUGUAUACAUUUGCGGGGUCCCUGUGUAUCACCCAGUAAGAAAUUUCGAUCGGUCAGGAUGUUUGUUUGAAUAAAGCAGACUAUGAACAGCCCGUCAGGAAAUGUAGAAACUCUGUCUCAUAUCAAAGCAAACCAAGAAAAGUAUGAGAGAGAGAAGAARGAACGCAAUGACAGGUUUGUCAAACUUCAGCAAGAACGUCAAAGAAUCCUUGAUGAACGUGAAAAGAUUCUCAACCGUCUACACGAGGACAAAACAAUCCAAUUCCCUCUUUCCAGGCUAAGCAACAUAAGCACUGGUGCUGUAGUAGACAGAGCAAGAGAAAAAAUUCCAGUGUUUGAGAAAAAAGUCCAAGACAAUGCUGCCAGUAACGAAGUYAAGAAGMGAAUGCUUGCUCAUCCAUAUCGGGGUGAGUUGGGCAUAAGAUCAUAUGAACCCUGGCAGUUGAAAGACUUYUAUUUUGUGCGCGAAUUUGUGCAGUGCUGGAUCGAUGAGGUCUUAACUUAUAUAAUCAUUGACCCUGCAAAUGAUUACAAUGAUGCUACUGCCGCAGAGGACCUUCAAAGACAGCUGAGUAUUGAACAACACAGGCUGGAAGUAUCUGCAUCUAUAAAGGAAGUACAUUCAGACAUUAUUUCAGAAGCAUGURGUGAACUGAUAUCUGACAUUGUUGAAGAGAUUUUGACAAUUAACUAUUGGUCAGAACAAGCAAUUACAAAUAUGAUACUGGGUGGCGUCAUAAAUGAUGAAACAGAUGAAAACACAGCUAUGUUAAUUACCAAUACUUACAAUCAAAUGAAGAAAGAAAGAAAUAGACAUCCAAAUCAAUGGUGCCACAGCCAGCAAUUUGAUUAUAUUGGCAAUGAUACCAUGUUUACAACAGAUAAAGGGGAAGAUACCUUUGAUGGCAAGAUACUUUCAUUUGAUGGGCUCAAUAUAAUUAGUAACAUUCCUAACCAAGGGCUUAAUCAAGAUUUCAAACAUUAUCGACUCUUGGAAUCAAAGUAUUGGUCUGGUAUUAAUGCAAUUUCUUCAACUGUACCUAUUCCCAGACGCUACAAGGGGGUUACUUGUGCMKCACUGUCAUCCGACCACUCAUUGAUAGCUAUCRGCACAUUACAAGGGGACAUCGCAGUUUGGAAUCUCAURGAAUACCCUCCAAGAAUACUGAAAGGUUGCAAAGGCAACUCAGCCAUUUUGCAAAUUCAGUGGUCUUUAAAUGCUAUGCUGAUUGUUACUAUUAACAAACGUGGAAACAUUCAGCUUUGGUCCUUAGGCAAACCUGGAGGUUUAGUUGACAUCAAAGCUUUUGAGCCUGUUUCAAAUGAUGGGUUUGAAUCUACACAACUCAUAAAUGAAGUCACUCUUGAACCUAAAGAUCUGGUAUUCACUCAAGGAAAUCUGGCAUCUGCAAAAAGUACUAUUGAAAGGCCAACAGUUGUGGUCUUUCACCCCACCUUUACUUUUCUUGGCCAACAAGAAUGUCUUGUAGUUGGUCUGACAAAUGGAAAUAUCUUAAAACUCAAUCUUGGUGACAAAACCUCAUUUUCCUUGGCACAGAAAGUAAAACAUAAUGGYGAYGUCAAUCAUAUUGGAAAAGGCAUUGAAGCAGAACUGUUCAAAGCACACAAACAUCCUAUUAAACUAAUUGCUUUUGUUGAUAAUGUAUCUGAAAUGUUAUCAGUGGAUGAGGAAGGUUUCCUAUACCUAUGGGAUUACAAUGAGGAUAACCUGUCAGGAUAUGGAUGGUUUAUUCCAUCAAGUAGUUACAGGCUUGACAUGACUCAGAAAACAUACAAACCUGCUACCGACAGCCAUGAGAAGAUAGAGUUUACAGAUGUUGUAAAGGGUUCUGGAAGAGUUAAGGAACUUAAUCGCCAGGACAUGAUAGCAAAAAGGAAAGAAAUGCAAACACUCAUYAAUUCAUUGCACCUUGGAAAACCAUGGAAAACAAGCAGUGUUGGAAGUCAAAAGGUAAACUACCUGUAUGCACCAAGAAAUGUACCUGAGAGUGGAGCAACUUUCCACUCUGUUACAUACUACCGGGWAAAUAAACUUCUUGCACACUACUCCACCCAAUUAUACCAGCCAAUCACYAUCACUGCCACAAAGCUUAUGACAUGCAAGAUGAAUCCAUUGGGAAAUCAAAUUGUGAUGUCUUUGUUGUUUGAUGAAGUACCUCCAAAGUCACCUCAUGUGMUCUUUGUUACCAUUAAUAUAACAUCCAUGAAGAUUGCUCCAAACCUAGUUGAAGUACCUCUGUCUCCAGCAGAUUAUAAACAAUGUGAGGUCAACGAMUGUUGUGACUUUGAUAUUUCAAGACAAAUUGAUGCUACUGGGUCCCAGUACUUGUUCACCAAUGUUUGUGGAACAGUGGGUGGUUUUUCCAUGUCAACUACUAAUCUCGUAAUGGCAUCAAGCGAGCAAGGCUGGAUUGGAUGUAGUUUGGGUGAUGAAAUGUCUACCACCUUCUCAACGGCUAAAGUUCUUGUUGCCAGUCAAGAAUUAGGACUGUGUAUGGUUUUCUUUGCACCCAAGAUAAAUACAGUCAAUUUACUGCAUAUCAGAGAUGACAACACUGCAGAUAUCAGGAAGAAGGUCUGGCAAGCAUACAAUGCACUCACAAACCCAGAGGAAGGGCUUCAUCCYAGAGAGUGCUUGAGAAAACAUCAAUGGAAACUUGAUGGCGAGACAGCCUGUCACCUUCAGUGUACUAUGGAAAGCCUUGUUCUUGAUAUUAUUGACAAGGCGGUUGACCAAUGUGCUGGUAGUAAUGACACAGAGAGCUCAAAGAACAGGAUUAAGCCAUAUUUGAGACGUAAUGGACAACAACUAAACGAAAACAGUUCUUUACACAAUUAUAGCCGUCAGUCAUAUAAUAGGUGAAGCGAAGAAAAUGAAGUUUUAYAUAUAUUUUUGGUUAAUGCAUUAUUUAAAAUAAUUUCUGCUUUAUUUAUUACAUUUGGUAUAAAAUAGAAAGUUAAUGUGUGGAACAGAAAGAAAUCCUUAGUAAAAAGCUUCAGAGUACUUGACUAUUUCAUUAAAUAAACAAUUCUGAUCUGCAAUAAUCUUAAAAAAGAUAUAAAUAUUCCAAAGCUUUGCUAGCCAUUGAUGUUUUACAGACUGGCACAGGUACGCUCCACUUUGAUUACAAUGUGUACAAAGUAUUUUCAGGUAAUCUAUGAAAAAACACACACAAUUCUGCACUAAAUCUGCAAAACCAUGAAUAACAAAAAGGUAAGGUUAGUUCAAUUUCAUUGUAUUUAAUACAUUCAAUCCUUCCRGAGGUUCACAAUGUGCAUGUAGUGCAAGAGUAUGCCAAUGUUUCCACCAAAUUUAAGAAAUCAUUUUAGGCUCUUCAACAUAGUCUCCUCACAGCCGUGUUUAGUCUCGGUCAUGCGUCACGCAACCUCUCACGUGACCGAAACUAAACACGGCUGCGAGGAGACUACUUUCAGGCAAUCAUUUCCGUUUAAUGUGCACAAUAAUUUCCUCAUGCAUUUUAAUUUCCAUCGUGUUUUUUAGUUUCGCUCAUGCACUGACAGAUAUACAUUGAUCUGUCUCAUGAUGCUAGUCUCAUGCUUAUGCGACAAGACCAAAAAGGACUACUGGUUUAAAUUAACAUGCAUAAUUAAUUAUUCUCUAUCUUGAUAACAACUGCACAAAUUAAUAAAAAAUAAAACUCA